AUGUCGGCUAAAACGGAAAAAGUGCAUUUCACAGUAUAUGUUGUUUUUAUAUCGCUUUUAUUGGAUUUACUAGCCUUCACUAUGAUUCUACCUCUACUACCUACCCUAAUGGACCAUUACAGAAAAAACGACAGCAUAGGACUCUAUGACUGGCUCUCUAGUCAAAUACGUUCUUUCCAAAUUAUCGUGGGUGCCCCAGAGAAAUACAAUUCUGUAUUAUUGGGGGGUUGUCUGGGCUCCAUGUACAGCUUUCUACAAUUUAUAGCUGCCCCAAUAGUUGGUGGUAUAUCUGAUGUGAUUGGCCGAAAAAAAGUUAUGAUUGGCUGUUUGGUUGGCAUAUCAUUAUCUUAUAUAUGCUGGGCUCUUUCAUCCAAUCUGCUCAUAUUCAUAUUUGCAAGAUUUCUUGGAGGAAUCAGCAAGGGAAAUGUAUCCUUGAGUAUGGCAAUCAUCACUGAUGUCUCUUCAAUUAAAACAAGGGGUAAAGGAAUGGCAUUUGUUGGUAUGGCAUUUUCUCUGGGAUUCAUUGUGGGGCCUUUGAUAGGUGCUGCUUUUGCUGUUUGGGCUAAACAGAGAUCUGGUGAAUGGUUUGUUAUACCAGCUCUAUUUGCAUUGUUAUUGUCAGUGGCAGAUUUGAUCUUCUUCAUGGUUUUCUUCCAAGAAUCAUUACCCAAGGAGAAACGUGAUAGCAAUUUGAAUGUUACUCUCAAAAAUUCCAAGGCUUUGAUAAAUGUUACAGAUCUAUUUCAAUUCACUGCAGUGACUGGUGUUGACUCAAAUAGAUUGGAAGAACUGCAGAAUUUGGGAGUUGUCUAUUUUGUGUAUUUAUUUAUAUACAGUGGCUUAGAAUUCACACUGACAUUCCUCACUCAUCAUGUCUUCAAUUACAACUCAAUGCAACAAGGGUGGAUGUUCUUUAUCAUAGGUUUAGUCAUGGCUGUGAUACAAGGUGGUUAUGUAAGAAGGAUCUCUCAAGAGAAAACUAAAUCUACUGCAAUAACAGGAUUGUGGUUGAUAAUUCCUUCAUUUAUUUUUGUUGGCAUUGCAUCUGGACCCAUCCUUCUCUAUAUAGGAUUGCUAUUUUUUGCCGUUUCCACUGCAAUGGUAGUCCCUAGUGUAAUGACAUUGGCUUCUGAACAUGGAAAUGAACAACAGAAAGGUACAGUCAUGGGUAUUUUUCGAUCUCUAGGAGCCUUAGCAAGAGCACUGGGGCCAAUUUUUGCUAGUAUAGCAUUCUGGAGUGUAGGGUCUACCACCACUUACUUAACUGGGUCUGUUUUUUUGUUAUGGCCUGUUUUGAGAUUGAGUGGGAAAAUUUGAGCUAACAUAAUUAUGGACCUUCAUUUUAAUUUGAAAACAGAGAUGUCAUUCUAUUUGAUUUUUUCAGUGUAUUUCAGAAAAAAACCUUCAAUAAUGACUUUCUGGAAAAUUGAAAUUUGGGUCCAAUAUAUAACAAAAACAUCAUUCUGGCAGAGAUUAUACACUGGUGUGUAUAAUCUCUGAUUCUGGAAACAGUAUAUUAUAACUUACUUCAAACUGUUCAAGCCCAGUGACCUCAGUAAUAUCCAUAUUGGGGUGAGUUCUUCCAGGAAUGCUGGAAUAAAAAAACAUCAACAUUCAGUAAUAAUAUCUAGAUCAUUUAUUUUGAAUUUUGCAACAGUAUUAAUUUUAGGUAACUUGAAGGACUGUAAUACAGUAUUGAUGGUAUUCAUAUUGUGCUUCAUAUUUUCAUAUUACACAGAGAAAUAAUAUGAUAAAUACCUA
Phaedon cochleariae (mustard beetle) is the source of this 1761-nucleotide messenger RNA. The record is from the annotation of a GenBank genome assembly. Lineage: Eukaryota; Metazoa; Arthropoda; Insecta; Coleoptera; Chrysomelidae.